GCAUGCGCACGGCCCGUCCUCCGGCACAAAAUGGCGGAACGGGAGCACAGCUGAAAGCGCGAGAAGGGGCUGAGGGAAGGAGUGUGGAAUCACAUAAUACAAUCAUUCGGCAUUCAAUAGGGGAAAUCAGAUUGUAACCUCCGAAAGACCUUACCGGCACAGAGCGACCGGUUUAUCGAUAAGGGCAGAUUCACCUACCACAGCCAGUAACAACAUAAUGGCAAAGAGAACUGCAGACAAGGAACUAACUGACCGAAAUUGGGACCAGGAAGAAGAAUCUGAAGAGGCAGGUACUUUCUCAGUUGCAAGUGAAGAUGUGUUGAAAAACAGAGCUAUCAAAAAAGCAAAACGUAGAAAUGUUCUCACUGAGUCUGAUGGUGGUGGAGUUUUCAAAGGAUUCUCUGGUCUUACUUCAACUGGAAAUACUGGUUUUGGAGGAUUUGGAAAUGGAUCUGGUUUCAAGCCUUUGCAAGGAUUAUCCAAUGGAAGCAAUGCAUCAUCGUCCUCUUCAACGUCUGCCCUUAGUUGUGCUACUGAUGUAAAUGAUGCAGUGGGGUCUUCUCUGUCUAACGGUCCUCCAUCAAACCCCUUGGCGAAAGGUGAAAUAGGUACAAAAACAAAUGGUAUUAAUCAACUUAACACUCGGAGUAAAAUGGGCUGUAACGAAUACAACAAACAACUAGCAGCACUAAAUUGUUCAGUCCGGGAUUGGAUCACUAAACAUGUCAAUGAGAAUCCACUCUGUGAUUUGACUCCAAUCUUCAGGGACUACGAGAAGCAUUUGACGAGCAUUGAACAGAAAUAUGGCAGCAGCUCUGAUAGUGGUUCAGAGAGUGACACAAGCAGCAAGAGGUCAGAAAUGCAAUCUGGUAACACAUUUGGUGUUUCCAAAACAUUACCAGAGACAACCCCAGCACCUAUCUUUUCAGCUGUCAAAACCAACGAUGUUAUUCCACUCCCUUCAGAAAUGAAACCCGAGACUACAAUAGGAAAUAAUGGGAACAGCAGCUUCCUCUUUGGGAAGACAGUGGAAAAGCCACCUUCGACUGGCUUUUCUUUCAGUAGUGGUACCUCAUGCUCGUUAUUUGGGAAAGAUCUAAACCAAGAAAAGUCUGGAGCUCCAACGUUUUCCUUCACAGCAUCUGUAGGAAAACCAGAAGAAAUAAACAGCAGUGAGCAUAAAGAUGAAAAAGAUGAAGAGAAUGAAGAACCUCCCAAACCAAUUGUGAAUGAAAUCAAAGAAGAUGAUGCAAUCUUUUCCAAGAAGUGUAAACUGUUCUACAAGAAAGAUGGGGAUUUCAAAGAGAAGGGAAUUGGUACAAUCCAUUUGAAACCUGUGACAGAUCAAAAGAUCCAAUUGUUGGUGCGAGCAGAUACAAAUCUUGGAAAUAUUUUACUGAACAUUAUGCUUCAUCCAUCAUUGCCUUGUACAAGGACAGGAAAGAACAACAUCCUUAUUGUUUGCAUUCCCAACCCUCCCAUUGAUGAGAAGAACCCUGACACUGCUGUUCCAAUUUUGAUCCGUGUGAAAACCACUGAAGAUGCAGAUGAGCUACACAAAAUUAUAACUGAGAAAAAACUUGCACAUCAAGUGUAAUUCUGGCUUAAUUUAGUGUUAUAAAGAAUUUUUGCCAAGUUGCUGCUAGGGUGGUUUUUGUUUUCUUUUUAUAAAAUUAAUGAUUGAGGGGAAAAAAUUGCAUUUCAUUGCAUUCAUCCUAAUUUGGACUUCCCUAGGCAUUGUCGUUUUUAUAUGUACUGAAGUUGUUUUCUGCAUACAGUUGUGACCUAACCUGAUGUUCUUAUCUUAACAACAUAGAUAAUUCAUUUUAUGCCUAAAGUUGGAUUAAAUGGGGCCAGCAUAUUCAUUCACCUUUCAAUCCUUGACCCGAAAGAAUCUAUGUGCGAACGUAGAGAUCCGAAAUUUUAAUUCUUACUUCUGCUGACAUUCAGUCUUGCUAAACAGUUUUUCCCCUAGAUGGGCUGCAGGCAGCAGCAAUGUUUGAGACUGUUCUAAUGACUGGAGUAUGAUCGAAAAUUUCUUUUUUUCCUCCCCCCUCCCUCACCUAAGCCCUGAAAAGCUAAUUAAGGAGUAUUGUUCACAAAGUAAGAAAAUAUGAGAGUUCUACCAGAUGUGGUAGAAUAACAUAGAACUAGGGAGAACUUCGAAACUGAAAUGAGCAAUAAAGGGGGAAAUAAAGCAAAGCAAAUCAGAAUCAAAAAAUUGAUGAUUGGAUCAAAAAGGCUGUACAAGGGCAAAAAAGGAAAUGCCCAAUGAACAGAAUAAAACAUAGCCGGAUUGUUUAAAAAAAAAAAAAAAAAAUCAGAUCUUUUGUCAUUCCUUCCAAGGUCUCUUGUGCU
This is a messenger RNA of Rhincodon typus (whale shark), 2358 nucleotides long. RefSeq names its product nucleoporin 50 (gene nup50). Gene Ontology annotation, biological process: protein import into nucleus. The coding region runs from base 218 to 1597 and encodes 459 amino acids. The transcript has 8 exons. Gene Ontology annotation, cellular component: nuclear pore. The record is from RefSeq and is a predicted model, not a curated record. NCBI's taxonomy places the organism in Eukaryota, Metazoa, Chordata, Chondrichthyes, Orectolobiformes, Rhincodontidae.